AUGGCCACGUUCAUUGCUGAGCGACAGUUUGCUAAACAACAGCAUGUUGGGGAUAUGAGUGUCGCUGGGGUGGUUGAGCAACAAAAGGAUGAUGAGAUCGAUGAUUUGAUGCAGUAUAUGGGGUACUCGGAUAACGGCCCAGCUAAGGGCAUCCAGACGGGUACGCUGGUGGAUCCACUGCCAAUCCGCUGA
Perkinsus marinus ATCC 50983 is the source of this 192-nucleotide messenger RNA. RefSeq lists its product as hypothetical. The record is from RefSeq and is a predicted model, not a curated record. Bases 1 to 192 code for a protein of 63 amino acids. Lineage: Eukaryota; Perkinsozoa; Perkinsida; Perkinsidae. The transcript has 2 exons.